AUGAGAUUGGACGCUACCGAUCUUCGCUAUAUAACCAACGACGAGUUCAAGGUUCUCACAGCUGUCGAAGUGGGCUCAAGGGAUCAUGAAGUCGUGCCCACCUCUUCCAUCGCGGAGAUUUCCGGACUUAGAGGAGGUAACGUCAACAAGGCUUUAUCUGAUUUAGCAAAGAGAAAUCUAGUAGCGAGGGUCCAAGGCGCCAAAUAUGAAGGUUUUCGUCUCACUUAUGGUGGACUGGAUUACCUGGCUCUUCGAACUUUCUCCAGAAGAAAACCGCCAUCGGUCUAUGCUGUCGGCCAGAAGAUAGGAGUUGGUAAAGAGUCAGAUAUUCACGUCGUGGUGGAUGAAUCAGAUCACCGGAGAGUUUUGAAAAUGCAUCGACUCGGGAGAAUAUCAUUUCGACAAGUGAAGAGUAAACGUGACUACCUGGGAAAUCGAACAUCGGCUUCAUGGAUGCAGCUCAGUCGUCUGGCCGCUCAAAAGGAAUUCGCUUUCAUGAAAGUUUUGCAUGCUAAUGACUUUCCUGUACCGGUCCCUAUUGAUCAAGUCCGACAUUGUAUCGUCAUGUCUCUCAUUGAUGGAUACCCAUUACGUCAAAUCCAAGCCGUUGAAUCGCCUUCGGAUCUGUACGCGAAGCUCAUGGAGUUGAUCGUCCGACUAGCAAACCAUGGUCUCAUCCACGGUGAUUUCAACGAGUUUAAUAUCAUCGUCAAGAAAGAUGGUGAGCCAGUUGUGAUUGAUUUCCCUCAAAUGGUCAGUACGCGACAUCGAAAUGCUGAGUACUUUUUCAAUCGUGAUGUCAAUUGUAUCCGUCGGUAUUUCCGACGUCGAUACAAAUAUGAAGGAUUAUCUUGGCCCACUUGGGCAGAUGUUUUGGCAAAUCAGGACGACACUUCUACAUCUUUCGAGCAAGUAGGACCAGAAGGUGCUUCUGAACCUACCCAGGGAGAAGUACAAGGAUCUGCAAACAAUACCACCGGGCUCGCAAGUACAAGCCGAGGGAACAAUAAGAGACUUGAUUUAGAAGUGGAAGCCAGUGGAUUUGGUGGCACGUUAGCUAGAGAAUUGGAGGAUCAUAUGAUACGCAUGAUGGAUGUACCUGAACAAGAUAAUAGUGAUGAUGAUGAAGACAGUGACUUUGAAGAGGAAGAGGAUGAGGAAGAGGAAGAGGUAGUCGAAAUUGACGAAGAUCAAAAGGAGGAAGAUACUACAUUUGACGAAGAUCAUUUCCAGAGACAAUUGGCGAUCAAAUUAGAAAGAAUGCGAUUGAAUAAAGCUCUAGGUAAUGAUGUGAAUGAGGAACUGUACACAAAUCUCGGUGGUCAAAUGGAAGAACAAGUCAGAGAUGUUGGUAGUGAAGGAAAUGAAGGAGAAUCAGAUGAAGAAAAUUCAAUCGCUAUCUCAGAUGAAACACCCGUUUCAGAGUAUCCUACCGGGACACGAAAACGGGAUGCUCAACAUAGGAUCAAUUUGAAAACAUCAUCACGAGACGAGGUGCAAGCUGCUAUUCGGGCCGAAGUGGGGAAACAUCGUAGUAAAGAAGAAAGAAAACAUCAUUCACGUAAAGCUCCUGUGAAGGCUGGUAAUGUUAAGGGACAUAAAUGGAAACAGAGUACUGGACAUUUGGUGGAGAAGAACGGCGGAUGGUAG
This is a messenger RNA of Tremella mesenterica DSM 1558, 1650 nucleotides long. RefSeq lists its product as uncharacterized. Gene Ontology annotation, cellular component: cytosol; nucleus; preribosome, small subunit precursor. Bases 1 to 1650 code for a protein of 549 amino acids. The transcript is spliced from 9 exons. NCBI's taxonomy places the organism in Eukaryota, Fungi, Basidiomycota, Tremellomycetes, Tremellales, Tremellaceae. The record is from RefSeq and is a predicted model, not a curated record. Gene Ontology annotation, molecular function: ATP binding; protein serine/threonine kinase activity. Gene Ontology annotation, biological process: maturation of SSU-rRNA; protein phosphorylation.